Lecanosticta acicola is the source of this 1581-nucleotide messenger RNA. The record is from the annotation of a GenBank genome assembly. NCBI's taxonomy places the organism in Eukaryota, Fungi, Ascomycota, Dothideomycetes, Mycosphaerellales, Mycosphaerellaceae.
AUGGUGCAGGUCCAGCAGAAAGUUGCUCUGAUCUGUAUAGACGGAUGGGGUAUUCCUUCCACCAACGCCGAGAAGACGCCUUCGCCGCCAGAGGGUAAUGCCAUCCUCAACGCCGAGACGCCAUGGAUGGACGAAUUCGCCAAGGAGGGCAGCAAGAUCACCCAGGGCUAUACAGAGUUGGAGGCUUCCUCUCUGGCCGUUGGCCUUCCCGAAGGUCUGAUGGGAAACUCUGAGGUCGGACAUUUGAACAUUGGCGCAGGAAGAGUUGUGUGGCAGGAUGUCGUCCGUAUCGAUCAGACGAUCAAGAAGGGCGAGCUGAACAAGGUGGAGAAUAUCGUCAAGAGCUUCACAAGAGCAAAGGAGGGCAAUGGCAGACUACACUUGUGUGGCUUGGUCAGUGAUGGAGGUGUCCACUCUCACAUCAACCAUCUCAAAGAGCUGCUCAAGGUUGCCAAGGAGAUCGGCGUGCCCGAGGUCUACAUCCAUUUCUUCGGCGAUGGCCGUGAUACCGACCCAAAGAGCGGGAAGGGUCAUCUCGAAGAUCUGCUUGCUUUCUGCAAGGAACAAGGCAUUGGCAAGCUUGCAACGAUCGUUGGACGAUACUACAUCAUGGACCGCGACAAGCGCUGGGACCGCGUUGAGAUCGGCGUGAAGGGCUUGAUCACCGGAGAGGGCGAGGAGUCUUCGGACCCUGUCAAAACAUUCCAGGAGCGUUACGAUGCUGGUCAGACGGACGAGUUCUUGAAGCCCAUUAUCGUCAACGGCAAAGAUGCUCGUAUCCAGGACAACGACACCGUAUUUUUCUUCAACUACCGAUCCGAUCGUGUUCGUGAAGUUACCCAACUGCUCGGAGACCAGGAUCGCUCUCCUAAGCCCGACUUGCCAUAUCCGAAGAACAUCCAGGUCACCACCAUGACCCGCUACAAGACCGACUUCGACCUUCCAGUCGCCUUUGCACCGCAAGUCAUGGACGACGUCCUGGCUGAUUGGCUGAGCCAGAAGGGCUGCAAGCAAUCACACAUUGCCGAAACCGAGAAGUACGCUCACGUCACGUUCUUUUUCAAUGGUGGUGUAGAGGUUCAAUUCGACGGCGAAGACCGUGAACUUAUUCCAUCGCCAAAGAGCGUGGCAACAUAUGACGAAGCACCGAAGAUGAGUGCCAUGGGUGUUGCGGAGCGUAUGGCCGAGCGUAUUGGAGACGGCAAAUACGAAUUCGUCAUGAACAACUUUGCCCCGCCAGAUAUGGUCGGUCAUACCGGAGUCUACAAGGCCGCCGUCGAGGGCUGCACCGAAACCGACAAGGCGAUUGGCGUGGUAUACGAGGCGUGCAAGAAGCAUGGCUACACACUGUUCAUCACUGCCGAUCACGGAAAUGCCGAGGAGAUGCUCACGGAGGAGAAGACACCCAAGACAUCGCACACCACCAACAAAGUGCCGUUCGUCAUGGCUAAUGCACCCGACGGCUUCUCUCUCAAGAAGCAACAUGGCGUUCUUGGCGAUGUCGCCCCUACAGUGCUCGACAUUAUGGGCAUUGAGAAGCCAGAAGCGAUGACUGGAAACAGCUUGCUGUUGAGGAAGUAG